AACAAAAUCAUCCAGACGCUGAAGAGGAAAUGUGGGACAGGAUCGUUAAGGAAACCGUCCCUUUAGUCAACAAAUCAAAUCUCUUUUGAGGGAUGUCUGUCGAGUUUGAAAAAGUAUAAUUUAUAGGAGUGAAAUUCAACCGGACUGUAUGUAAAAUUUGCCAUUGUGUUAGCUCAGUCGAUUUUUUUAAAGCUAUGUGGAACGUCAUAGGUGUUUUGUUUAUGUUUUUGGGUCAGCAUUCGUGCUUAACAGAGUUGAGCCCCAGGACAACAUCACAGAGGCUAGACAAUGUCACGAAGACUAUAUCAGGUCUAUUGAAGGGAUAUGACAUUCGUUUGCGACCAAACUUUGGUGGAGAACCUCUUCUGAUAGGAAUGGAUCUGACCAUAGCGAGCUUCGACGCAAUAUCAGAAGUCAAUAUGGAUUACACUAUAACACUAUACCUAAACCAAUAUUGGAAGGAUGAAAGACUGGCUUUCAGCAACCAGAAUGAGGUGUUGACUCUUGCCGGGGACUUUGCUGAAAAAAUAUGGGUUCCCGAUACAUUUUUUGCGAACGACAAGAAUAGUUUUUUUCAUGACGUCACCGAGAGGAAUAAACUUGUGAGACUGGAUGGUGAGGGAGGGAUUACUUAUGGAAUGAGAUUCACGACAACCUUAGCUUGCAUGAUGGAUUUACAUUACUAUCCGUUAGAUUCCCAGAAUUGUACUGUGGAAAUUGAAAGUUAUGGUUAUACUGUUAUGGAUGUGGUAAUGUACUGGAUGGAUACUCCUGUAAGAGGUGUUGAAGAAGCGGAGUUGCCUCAGUUCACUAUAAUCGGUUAUGAAACUAACGAUAGAAUGGAGAAGCUAGCUACAGGGAUAUACCAGAGGCUUUCCUUAUCUUUCAAAUUACAAAGGAAUAUAGGAUAUUUUGUAUUCCAAACUUAUCUUCCUAGCAUUCUUAUAGUAAUGUUAUCAUGGGUUUCUUGUUGGAUAAACCAUGAAGCAACUAGCGCCAGAGUGACUCUAGGUAUCACAACUGUUCUGACUAUGACCACAAUCAGUACAGGAGUUAGAAGUUCUUUGCCCCGUAUAAGUUACGUCAAAGCCAUCGAUAUAUACUUAGUUAUGUGUUUCGUUUUCGUCUUUGCUGCUCUUUUGGAAUAUGCAGCUGUGAAUUAUACAUACUGGGGAGCGAGAGCAAAAAAGAAAAGCAAAAAGAAUAAAGAAGCCGAGAAGAACAGGCCAGCGAGAAUAUGUUCAACUUAUUACAUAUUGAAGAAAACUGAAAAUAAAAUUUAUAUCCGAUUUACAGCUGAUAAAGUGAAUUCAACCGAUCAUAAAUACACCAGUGACGAUAUAAUUGAACUUGAGGAAGUCAGAAUGAGUCCCAUACCAUCCAUCAGGAAUAAGUAUUCUUCAAGAGGAGAAAUAUUCGAUUUUGAUCAAUCAAGAUUCCCUCCUAGUUUUCGUAUUUCGAGAACUACUGGCUAUGCUUACAACUAUAGAACAACUGGAUUGAGAUACAGGGGAAAUAAAAUUGGAAAUAUACACAAACCCAAAGUAAUGCACGCCAUAAAGAAGGGAGCACUAGUCAUAAAAGCUUCCAUGCCUAAAAUAAAGGACGUCAAUGUCAUAGACCAAUACUCCAGGAUAGUAUUUCCUAUAUCCUUCACUCUAUUCAACGUGGGAUAUUGGCUAUUCUACUAUUUUGAAUGAACAAAUUGAUACCUAUCGUUGCAUUCUGGAAGUUCCAAGUUAUGAUCUGUUUCGAUUAUUUAUCAAUGCUUUAUUCGAGGAUGCUUGAUUCAUAUGGAAUAUAGACCCAUUGCAGGAACAUCUAAAAGAGGCCUCAUUAUAAUAUAAUAUAAAACUGUAAUUUUUGAAUGGAAUAAUGAAGGAUUAAACUGGUCUUAUUUGACUCCGUCAGCGCAACACAACAUCUACGAGGUCAAAUUAGACCGAAACCGUGGUCGGCAUUUACUCUUAUUCGAUGGGACGUGCUUCUCGACAGGGUCCGAACGAUGGCAAAAUUGGCUAGUUCGACUCAGACCGAUAUUCAUAUCACCUGGUCAUAUGCGUCUGAAUUGAUUCUUAUUAUUGCACAUUGAUAAAGGCGUUAUUUUGUUCUCACUGAAACAAUUUUUUUUUUGUGGCCACUUCUUCAGAAAUUUUUUGUCGCAUAGAAAUUUUUGAGAAACACAGAAGCAAAGAUUUCCCUGUCCUACCUUAAGAUCAUUGUAGAACCGUAAAUAUAAGGAAAAACGUAUGAGUUAGUCUUUGAAAUUCGAACCAAAUUUCAGCGUUUCCGAUUUUGUAGGAGUGUGCCAACAAUAUUUCCUUCAAUCUUCGAAAAAUGCGGUGGUACAAGCUGGUGCACAAGCAGAACAUCAACUUUCAAAAUGCCAGAGCCUACUUGACGACGAAUUUUUUUUGAAUGUAUGUUAUCAUAAACACAAUAACUUGCUUUCGUCAAAAUUUAUUGAGUUAUUGAAUCUUAUCGGAAUAUAAGGAAAAAUUCUCUUUGAAAAAGGACUAGCUCGUCCAGGUUCCACACAAUUCAAAUAUGUAUAACGGUUCUAUUAAUUAUAAAAUAAGUGGAACACAAAAGUUUAUACAAAAUAUUGCCAGCAUAGCAAGUAAUAUUAUCAUGCAUGACAAGCUUAUUGGAAGAGAAAAAUGGGGUAUAAAAAAUCAACUUAAAAAUAUGAAUAAAAAUCCAAUAAUUACAGUGAGGAAACAAAUGUAAACUGUUAUUUUGAAAUGCAUGUGGAAAAAACCUUUAUAAAAUA
Molecule: messenger RNA, 2773 nt
Organism: Coccinella septempunctata (seven-spotted ladybird)
Lineage: Eukaryota; Metazoa; Arthropoda; Insecta; Coleoptera; Coccinellidae
Gene: Lcch3
Product: gamma-aminobutyric acid receptor subunit beta-like
Exons: 10
Coding region: 195-1700 (501 amino acids)
Biological process (GO): regulation of membrane potential; monoatomic ion transmembrane transport; chemical synaptic transmission
Cellular component (GO): synapse; GABA-A receptor complex; membrane
Molecular function (GO): neurotransmitter receptor activity; GABA-A receptor activity; extracellular ligand-gated monoatomic ion channel activity
Source: RefSeq, a predicted model, not a curated record